Messenger RNA from Rubroshorea leprosula, 3378 nucleotides. NCBI's taxonomy places the organism in Eukaryota, Viridiplantae, Streptophyta, Magnoliopsida, Malvales, Dipterocarpaceae. The record is from the annotation of a GenBank genome assembly.
AUUGCCAAAAAAUCCCUUGAACAGUGGUAAUUUGACUGGGUUUCGGCCUUUCCUGACUUUUUCAAAGCGGUAUCACUGUAGCUAAACUGUUCAUAUUUUUUGGCCCCACCGGCACUCUUGUUCUGAAGCACAACACAGUGUUCAUAGAAUGUUCGCUGAUUGUUUCUAGACUAUUCCUACACCAACUGUUAGCUCUCUGUUUAAGGUUUGUUGCUUUGUCCAUGGUGGGCUGUGGGUUGAUGGGCAUUGGGAUUGCCGGCUGUUGGAUACUUGGCUAAGCGCAUUUUCAGUGCAGUGGUCUGGAAAAUGGAAAUGGUGAUGAGACACGAGGUUAUGGGAAAGAAAGGAGAGAUGGGGAGGUCAGCGGAGUCUAGUGCUCUGUUUUCUCUAUUGGUCUCGAACUGCAAAACAACUUGCCGGUGUAAAGAGAAGUCCACCAAGACACUUAUAAGUUAUAACCACCAUCAUCCAUGGUAAUUCCUCUCGAAACAUCCUACUCUGCUGCAGCAGAUUGCACGAUUUCUCAGUUUUGCCUCGGAUCCCGCUGUUCUCUUUGAACCUGAAGAGACAAAUUACUGAUAAAAGGGUGGAAGAAAGAGAAAGAAAGUAUAGUGAGAUACAGAUAAGCUAAAUGGCAAUUUUUGUGGAAGGAAUCACCCUUGAUAAUCCUUCAAAGUUCUCUUUAGACUUUUUCCUCUGGCAAGAAGCUUGCAGCCAUCAGUGUUGACGGAAGCAUUAAGAUACAACUUCACGUGACUCGUGUGGUUAUAUUAUAUAGAGCAUUAUUGAGCAAUAUGGUAAGGAAUGACCUCAAAUUUGUCAUCAAUUCUAUAUCAUUUUUUCAAUUUCAAUUUCAUUAUUAUGUAAUUUGUCAUUGAGAAAAGAUGAAAUUGAAAUUAACUUAUAGGAUUAGGGCUUUAAGACUGAUAACUAAUAUUUGAGGAUGAUUUGGCAGGUUUGGAUUUGUUGUAUCUCCUUUACAAGUGUUCUACUUCAAAGAUUGUUGCUUUCCAAGCUCAUCAUAAGUAUGGUCAAUGAAAUGCUGCACUUUGUCUUCUGACGUUUAAGUUGCCCCUUCUUUCUCUAGUUUAUAUAUUUAUUUUCAAUGUUUUCUCAGUUUAGUCUGAUUUGUUUAAUGCUUUAAAUAAUAGGGACAACCAUUUGAGAUUGAUUUUCAAGGGCACUUACAUGUACCUUGUAGAUGGUACUGAUUACAUCAACUGUUUUUGGCUUUUAGAGACUAUAGAUAAUUGAUUCUGCUAAUGCUGAGGAAUAUUUUUUUCUAUCAUCCCUUGAACCUGACAGUAGUUUUGUUUCUGAUGGGGUUGACUGUGAAAUUGACCACUCAACACCGUUUUUUAUGUUUUACUUAGAAUCUAAUUUUUUCCUUCAAUGUGUAAAAUGGUGAUACAUUAAUCAAGACUCUUGACCUAUUGAUUUUGUAGGGAGAUAAUCAUCAAUCAAGGGGAGAUAAAGCUAUGAAAAGACAACAAAAGUAAACCUUUGUUUGCUAAAAGUCUGGACUGCCAGUGAGAAGAAAAUAGGUGGAGUUCAGUGGUGGCAGGGAGUGCUCUAGCAUCCAACUUCAGGGUGAUGAAGAGAUGGAGCUUUGGACUAUGGCUGGAGUCCUUCAUUCAAUCAAUGAUUUAUAAUGAAGGGUGUUUAUAUGCUUAAGUGAUAUCAAUUCUUAAACUGCACCUUAUAAAUCUACACAACUUGAAGUGGAUCACUAGGUGGUAACAGCAUAUAACUGUUAUGAUAGGUGAGUUGCAUUUUCUGUUUGUUCAUUACUGUCACAUGGUAGUUUGGACUACCUUCCACAUGAUUGCUCUUAUGUUGUGCUUAAAUCUCUUACCUUAUUAUUUCUUAAAGUAUAAUUUCCACUUUCUUUGGUUACCGCUUCUUAAUAACAUUGCCUGUACGUGCUGACUUCUUCACUGGGUUAGAAAUAUGCUGCUCAUAGAUAUUAAUUUUUCACUGUUAUUUUUUUUAAUGUGUUUCUUUAACCAAUAUGUAUUAGUCUAGCUGAUAUCAGUGCUAAGGAAACGUUUAACACUUUUAAAGUAUGCAAAUUGUGCCGGAAAUAUCCAAAACAAACCUGUUUUAAGUAGAUAUUAACAACUCCUCUCCCAUUUUUCCUCUUCUUUUUCCUUUUUACAGUUACAUAUAGGCUAUAUUUUUCCUAUUUCUAAGACUUAAUUUUCUAUAUUUAUAGGUUAACCAUGGUCCUAUUGCCAAUAAGAUGCUAAAGAAGCAUCAACAACUAGAGCAUUUGCAGGCAGAACUUUGUGCCCAUGGGGGGUCCAAUGAAGUGCAAGUAUCCAACUUCUUUAAAUUAUCAAAUAAACUUAAUAUUUCAUUUAAAAUUUUAUUGUUAUAAUUUUUAUUUUUUGCAUUCAUUACUUAACAUUCAGGGGCAUUCAUUAUUGUUAUAAGUCUUGACUCUUGAGGUUUUUUAGGGGAAUACUUUGUCAUAUUUAUAAGUUUCUAAGGUAAUUGUGUAGGUCAAGGAAAAAUGGGACUCCUAAUGGUCAUGAAGAAUGGGAUAGAUUUGUUUGAAUGGGAGUGCUAAUGUAAGCAAAAUAAUCACAUUGAAAUAUUAAAUAUAAGUUUCUAAAAACGUAAUUGUGUAGGUACAUUAACUGUUAUUGCUCAAUUCUUUAUAUGGCCUUUUGGAGUUUGUUAGCUAUGUAGUGAUUCAGAGUUUUUCAUUUUGAUUCUUGAUGUUGCAUUUGGCGAUCUGGGAAAACAGUUCAUUGUCUUUUCUGUAAGCUGUCUCUCACCUGUGCCAUGAAUGGCUUCCUGACUCCACGAGUUCUAUUUGUCUUUCUUUUUCUUUUUUUUUGGGUUAAAUUAAGGUUUUUCAUAACUGUUUUAGUUCUUGCCUUUUUUGUUUCCUUCGUAAAUUUUUUUUCCCCAUUUUCCAGAGGGUAGGAUCAUGGGAAACUGAACUCUUUUCUUCUUUCUUCUAACUUCACUUCAAGGUUUGUAUUGCUUCUAUGAUUUUAUUGUUUACCACUGUUGGAAUGAAGACCUAAUGGGGUAAGUUGAUGCCAACUCUCAUUGAAGGUGGAGAUAAUGAAAUCCCAUUGCAGGUCAAACCCCAAGGUCAAAUUGAAUGGAGUUGAAGGAAAAUGCAAGCAGAGACUGUAUUUGCUUUGAUCAGAAAUGAUCCCAACUUGCUGGAGCCAAAAAAGUUCUACUGAAUGGUUUCUUUCCGUCCUCUCAUUGAUUUUAUUACCUCUUCAAUUGAUUAUUAUAUCUAAUAUUAACUUGCAGAAUCAUUUUACAAAGGAAAAUAAGACAGCAAUAGAUAUGAAAUACAUUUGGUAGGUUCUGUUAUUAUUUUCGACACUUUGCCUUCUACAUUCUGCUUGA